ACCAGCUACCGCUUUCAGUCCGGAGAGCUCUGAUAUGGCACGUCGUGUCUACCUCUCUGCCAAGGGCUGAAACCAUCCGUCAGUUUUUAAAAUCACACCUGAAGUGAACGUUCAGUCAUUUCACCUGUUUAGAUUCAUUUCAGACGGGGUUUCCAUUUUGUUUUUCUGUCCCAGCUGUGUUAGCAGCAACGUGUGUGUGCAAGGGAAGGAGCGUGUGGACUAUGCUCACCUCGGUCGACUGAAGGAGGGGGAGUGGAGGAAUUGAUUCUGUGGAGAGAGAACUCCACGGCGGGGAACUGAUCGUACAGGACAAAUCUAAAGAUGCAAAGAGCCGACUCAUCCGUGACCCAGUCCACAACCACGCAGAACACAACAAUUGUCACCAAGUCUAAAGAACAAAUCCUCACGCAGAGCUCAGGAGCCAUGAUAGCUGUAAUCGUCAUUGGCAUAAUCAUCAUUCUCACAUUUUUGCUGAUAGUCCUCAAGACGUACAACAGGAGGACUCAUGCGAAAAGGAUGCUGGGCUCCAGCAAACCACGAAAGAAGGUGUCCUCAACUACCACAAACACGAACCUGGCCAUGAGCAACGUGGGCGCAAGCUCGGUCUCCGGAAGCUUUGUGCAGUCUAACACGCCCUCAGAAAACGGGUACCGCAUUCCUCGGGUCGACCUGGCGAACAUGGAUCGGAGUAAUGGGGAGCAUUUUAGCACGAACAGCGGCUCGACUAUUGUGACGAUACAUGAGAUGCCAUCAGUAGAUAACACAUAGCAGACAUUGUCUGGACUCACAUGUGCGAAGACGCUAACAUACCAACAUGAACAAAGAACCAAUGGAAGAGGCCCGAUCAUACCUGUGCACCUGCCAUUAACUGAACAUUCACCCGCUUGGGAUUUCAUGGAACUUUGAUAAGUCCACUUUAAGCCUGUAUAUGAUAAUGAAGAACCUGAGGAAUACUACAGACAAGUGUCCCACCACUUGACAUGAUUAUAGUUUUAUUUUUAGCACUGGAUUUGGUGAGGAAAUGUAGGUUAAAACAUAUUUAACUGCCUUGAGCUGAAACUCUUCUUAAAAAUGGAAUUGGUGGGAGCCAGAAUCGAGUUAGAGAUGUUAAGGAUACCAGUCAAAUUAACUUGUGUAUUACCGUGACAUUUGCACUCUAAUAGUGAAGUCUUUCAUAAAAGAUUGUUCAACAAUAUACUGUUUUACCACUCUGUAUAUAUAUAUAUGCAUUUGACAGACCCUCAUCCAGUGCAGUUUAAUUUUCAUUAAAAGUAUAUAUUUUGUGUUUA
Molecule: messenger RNA, 1289 nt
Organism: Labeo rohita (rohu)
Lineage: Eukaryota; Metazoa; Chordata; Actinopteri; Cypriniformes; Cyprinidae
Gene: ncmap
Product: non-compact myelin associated protein
Exons: 4
Coding region: 322-768 (148 amino acids)
Biological process (GO): regulation of myelination
Cellular component (GO): Schmidt-Lanterman incisure; paranode region of axon; plasma membrane
Molecular function (GO): structural constituent of myelin sheath
Source: RefSeq, a predicted model, not a curated record